This is a messenger RNA of Helianthus annuus (common sunflower), 1383 nucleotides long. RefSeq names its product heavy metal-associated isoprenylated plant protein 6. NCBI's taxonomy places the organism in Eukaryota, Viridiplantae, Streptophyta, Magnoliopsida, Asterales, Asteraceae. The transcript is spliced from 5 exons. The record is from RefSeq and is a predicted model, not a curated record. Gene Ontology annotation, molecular function: metal ion binding. The coding region runs from base 106 to 1212 and encodes 368 amino acids.
CUCCCUUCUGUUCUCUAUAUAUACACACGUUUGCCUCCAAUUCCACUCUUCAAACCAAUUUCCCAAUUUUCAAUUCAAACCCUUGUUCAUAUAUCAUAACUUCCAAUGGGUGAGAAAGAUGAUACCAAGAAAGAAGCUGCCGAAAAGAAACCGGCCGAUGCCGGAGGUGCAAAAAAACCUGAUGCCGGUCCGGUCACGGUUGUUCUUAAACUUGACUUGCAUUGUGAAGGAUGUGCCAAAAAAAUUAAAAAAUCCAUCAGCCAAUUUGAAGGUGUGGAAAGUGUGAGGGCGGAUACGGCGGGGAACAAGCUAACGGUAACGGGGAAAGUGGACCCCACGCGUGUCAAAGAGCGAGUUGAGUUCAAAACCAAGAAGAAGGUUGAUAUUCUCUCUCCUCAGCCCAAAAAAGAUGGUGCCGAAGAGAAAAAAAAGGACACCCCACCGGAAAAGAAAGCCGAUGAUAAAAAAGACGAUGAAAAAAAGGCCGAAAAACCCAAAGAGCCGCAGUCGAGUUCGGUGGUUUUGAAGAUUCCGUUGCAUUGUGACGGAUGCAUACAUAAAAUAAAACGCACAAUUUCAAAAAUUGAUGGAGUGGAGUCUGUGAUGCCGGAUGCCGGCAAGGAUUUAGUGACGGUGAAAGGGACAAUGAAUCUGAAAGAGCUUGUACCGCAGUUAAAAGAAAAAUUCAAGAGAAAAGUCGAUAUUGUCCCUCCUAAAAAAGAGGAGAAAGGUGGUGAAAACAAAGAUGAGAAGAAAGAGAAAGAAGGUGGCGGCGAAAAGAAAGAAAAGGAAGGUGGCGGAGGUGGUGAAAAGAAAGAAAAGGAAGGGGGUGGCGGUGAUGGGAAGGCGGCAGGUGGCGGUGAUGCUAAGGCGGCUGGUGGUGGUGGCGGCGGCGAAGAGAAAAAGAAAGGCAUUGAGGUGGUUAAUAAAUUUGAAUAUCAUGGACAAAAUCCGUAUACAUAUACGGUGCCAACGUACAAUCCGAAUUACUACAAUCAAGAUUACGGGUAUGGGGCUUCAUCGUCGUCUAGCAAUGGCUAUGUAUACCAGGGUUAUAACCACCAAGGUUAUAACCACGGGUACGCCAUGGGAUAUUCGAAUGCACCACCACCACUACCUCCGCCUCCUAUGUAUAUCAACGACCCUCAAGGGUAUCAACCUGAUAACGGAAUGUUUAGCGACGAGAAUCCUAAUGCUUGUUCACUUAUGUAAAUAUACUUUAAGAUAUUAACACAACUGGUUAAACCGUUGGUUAAACGUUAGGUUUGUUUUAUUAUUUUACUUUGUAAUUAUAAAGUAUUGUUAGAUAAUCCAAUUUUGUGCAAAAUAAUGUAAACAUUAUCGCAAACAAAGAAAUGAGAAAUGGUCCAUCUUAUUAUAAUA